AUGGCUGCUGACGCUACGGUACACGACUCCCUUUGCUUCUUCCUUCGCUGCCUUUGGCUUGACGAGUGGAUUCAAGAACAUUACCCCUAUUUCAAGACGGCAGGCAACGGCUGGAAGAAUUCGGUUCGCCACAAUCUGUCGUUGAACAAAAUCUUUUGCAAGCUACCCCGCGAUCCAGACAACCCCGGCAAGGGCUCAUAUUGGACCGUCGACGAAGGCCGAGCGGAUGAUGAUGACGCUGCCUCGGAAAAGCCACGGCGCAAGAAAUCUCAGUCGGAUCCGCCCAGCAAGCGUGAGAAGCGACACUCAGCGACGCUCAGUGAAGUGUCCUCCAUUGAUACGCGUUCAUCUUUCCCCGAUGAGCUCGUGGUGCGCCCAGAGAUGUCAUCCACCACAAGCGCGCUCCUGGACGUGACGAUUCACGCGCCGGGGGAAGACUUGCAGCGGCACAUCGAGGCAGCUGGCCUCACCCUGGCCGAGCCUGGGAUGCCUUCGCUGGAUAAUCUCCACGCCUACCAGAAUUUGAACGAUUCCUUUAGUCGAGUGUACAACUCCCUGCGGGACCCACGUGCCUCAAUGAACGAAGCGCCAGCGCUACCUUCCUCCGUCAUUCCCGAACCCAUGCCCAACCUCUUUGCCUCCUUGGACAAGAGCCUGGUGACCUUUAGCACCAUCAAAUCCGUCCUUGCGACGGUUGACGGCAACGAUUCACUCAAGGCGUCGGUGUCUGCCGAGUCGUUGCGGCGUACGCGUGAGCUGGCUGCUACAGUGGAGCAGGAGUCUGCACAAAACAACAAUUGGCUAGCCUCGCAGCACUUCAAGGACUUGGCUGCAUCCUUUGUUGAUCUGCUUGGCCAUCAGCAAAACCUGUUGGCCAGUGUGGAUCUCAAAUCCCUCCCCAUGCACACUUUGAUGGCACCAGCUGAAGUCAGCGCAGGUCUAGGUGCCACAGGCACCGGCCUACCGCCCCGUGAAGAAGAGGAGGAAGAAGCAGAAGAGUUUGACUGGAAUACAAUCCUGUAG
Monosiga brevicollis MX1 is the source of this 1023-nucleotide messenger RNA. RefSeq lists its product as uncharacterized. The coding region runs from base 1 to 1023 and encodes 340 amino acids. Lineage: Eukaryota; Choanoflagellata; Craspedida; Salpingoecidae. The record is from RefSeq and is a predicted model, not a curated record. Gene Ontology annotation, molecular function: RNA polymerase II cis-regulatory region sequence-specific DNA binding; DNA-binding transcription factor activity, RNA polymerase II-specific. Gene Ontology annotation, cellular component: nucleus. The transcript is spliced from 9 exons. Gene Ontology annotation, biological process: regulation of transcription by RNA polymerase II.